This is a messenger RNA of Symbiodinium sp. CCMP2592, 771 nucleotides long. NCBI's taxonomy places the organism in Eukaryota, Dinophyceae, Suessiales, Symbiodiniaceae. The record is from the annotation of a GenBank genome assembly.
AUGUACCUCUGCGGAGCACGCGAGCUCGUGUCCUGCAUCGCGCAUCGAGUCGGAUUCGGAGACAUGGAAUGCUCCAAGAUCGCGCUGGCGCUCGAUGAAGCGAUGUGCAAUGUCAUUCGUCACGGCUACAACAAAGAGACCAAUCGUCCGAUCUGGUUGACGAUCUAUCCACAGAAACCAGACGCCGACAGCUUCGGAGGGAUCGAGAUCAUCAUCGAAGACGAAGCGAAGCAGAUCAAUCCCGACAACAUCGUUGGACGCGAUCUAGAGGACAUCCGUCCAGGUGGAUUGGGUGUGCACAUCAUGCGCGAGGUCAUGGACGAGGUCGUCUUUGAGAAGCGAGAAUCCAAGGGAAUGAGACUUCGCAUGAGCAAAUCAGAUGACCUGUGUCGUCAAUGGAUCGAGCAGCGAAGGGACAUGAUGGCAGCUUCAGACAAUGACUUUGUUCGAAUUGAGAACCCCGCCGAUGGCGUGACUGUGCUGGUCCCCACGGCGGAUAUUGAUAUGAGCCGAUCCCCAGAUCUGCGCAGCUCGAUCAAAGGGGAGCUCAAGCCUGGACUCGAACGGAUGAUCAUCGAUCUUUCCGAGGUCCAGUACAUGGACUCAUCGGGACUCGCGACUCUUGUGGAAGCGAUGCGUCUUGCGAAGAAGGAAGCUGUGGGUCUGCACCUCGCGUCGAUGACGGACAAAGUCCGCGCGAUCUUCGAGAUCGCUCGUCUUGAUGCGUUCUUCAGCAUCAAGGACACUCGUCAGGAUGCGCUCGAUGCGUGA